This is a messenger RNA of Salmo salar (Atlantic salmon), 4052 nucleotides long. The record is from RefSeq and is a predicted model, not a curated record. Lineage: Eukaryota; Metazoa; Chordata; Actinopteri; Salmoniformes; Salmonidae.
GAGAGAGAGAGAGAGAGAGAGAGCGAGAGAGAGAGAGAGCGAGAGAGGGAGGGAGAGCAGAGAGAGUGAUUGAAUGGGACAGAUUGGGAGGUGUGAGAAAAAGCAAGUGAGGCAGAGAGAGAGAGAGACAAACAGAGAGAGAGGAACAGCAACAUAGCAACAGUGGAGGGAGAGCAGGCUGAGCAGCAUAGAAAAACACCAAUAAAAAACACUACUCAACGCUACACUGGAUUGGAUCCACACUGGACAACCUAUGUGUGUGUGUGUGUGUGUGUGUGUGUGUGUGAGUCAGCCUGGUUGUGACAGUGUGUGAGAGUGCCUGUGUGUGUGAAUGUGUGAGAAACAGAGAGCGGUUGUGUGUAUGAGAGAGAUAAUCCGAAAGAACAUGCAUGUGAGAGACAACCUGUGACUGUGUGUGUGUGAGGAAGUGGUUUGUUGUGUGUGUGUGUGUGUUAUAGACUGUACUCGACAAUGAGUUGUGCAAUGCAAUGCAGCAUUACUUCUGAAGAGAGGAGACACUGAAGAGCGGACACUGCAGGGAUACUUGUACAGCUGCUCUUGUGUCAGACACACCACUGUAGCGGACAACGUUAGAGCCCACGGCUGGAGAGUACAGGACAGGACAGGACCUUUGGCCUGGACAAUACCAUAGGGAUUAUACCAUUUUGGGAUGAUCACAGAGGUGGCAUAGACAAUACUAUACAGGUAGAUUGUACCACUGGGACGACGGCGUGAUUGUGUGUUUUCAGGAUGAAUCUGGACCCUGUUCAGGUGAUGAAGGGGCAGUCUAACCCAAAGGACCCCACGGCUGCCCCUGUAACUGCCUCGUCAAAUGGAGAUGGCAAAGGAGGCUGGGUAGAGAAAGAGGAGUUUGACCAAGACCACCUGGGUCUCACCACAAAACCCCUACUGGUGUCAUGUCACAGAAGAGCACGGAAGGUGGAGGGAGGCAUUUUCUUUCCCAAGCCAGAGAAUGCGGUGACCAUUGCUGUUUCGUCCCGGGUCCUGUUCCGUACUGAGACGGAGCAGAAGGUGUAUGAGCAGAAGGGGGUGGAGGAGUACCUAAGGUACCAGGUGGAGCACGAGAACGAACCCUUCGCUCCUGGGCCAGCCUUCUCCUUCGUCAAGGCGUUGGAGGCGGUGAAUGCACGUCUGAGAGAACUGUACCCAGAGAGUGAAGAGCUGUUUGACAUCGUCCUGGUGACGUAUAACCACGCCCAUGUAGGAGUCAGGCUCAUCAAUACCAUCAACCAUCACAAUCUGUUCAUCGAGAGGUUCUGUAUGACGGGAGGAAGUUCACCUAUUGGCUACCUAAAGGCGUGGCAGACCAACCUGUACCUGUCUGCUGAUGCUGAGAAGGUCAGAGAGGCGCUGUCUGAAGGCAUUGCAGCGGCCACCAUGUUCAUGUCCAAUAAGCUGACAGAGGUAUCGCAGACGCAGCUGAGAGUGGCCUUUGACGGUGACGCUGUCCUCUUCUCUGACGAAUCAGAACGCAUCUUCAAGGCCCAGGGCCUCGACGGGUUCUUCCAGCACGAGAGAGACAACGAGGACAUUCUACUGGACCGUGGCCCUCUUAAGGACUUCCUAGCGUCCCUUGGCAAACUCCAGAAGAAGUUCUAUGCUAAGGGCCACCGUCUGGACUGUCCCAUCCGUACCUACCUGGUGACGGCCCGCAGCGCAGCCAGCUCAGGGAUCCGUGCCCUGAAGACCUUGAGAGCCUGGGGCCUGGAGACGGACGAGGCUCUCUUCCUGGCUGGGGCACCCAAGGGCCCGAUGCUGGAGAAGAUUAGGCCCCACAUCUACUUUGAUGACCAGAUGUUCCACGUGGAAGGGGCGGCAGAGAUGGGCACGGUCGCUGCUCACGUACCCUACGGGAUUGCUCAGAAGCACCCACAUAAGAAGAGCCUGAACACAGGGAAGUAGAUAGUGGAGGGAGAGAAUAAGAAAAAGAUUGAAGAAACUAAGAGAGAAGAGACCUGAGAUGAAAGACUUUUAGAGAGGGAGAUAUAGAGUCAUAUGGAAAAUCUGAUCUUCCCCGGGUCAUUGUCACAAACAAGAAAGGGUUAUUUUCAGUCAGUGAGUUUCGUAAAAACUAAGGUAGAUCAAUAACAAUGAAGACAAUGAAGAAAGUCUGUAAAGUUUUGGUAAUGAAAUACUCCUAAUAGACGAUAAUUGAAUUGUGUUGAUUACAGUAUGGUGCUUUUCACCAGAUGUCAGAAGUGUUUGUUUUGUACAUAAGUGGGGUUGUUUCACCUCCUCAGCAUCCUAUGUGUGCAGCCGUUAUAAUCAUCCUUAGGAGUGUGUUAUCAUAAGCACUUUGGUUGGACACGGGAGAGUUCUACAUACCUGAUAUAGGAACAGAUGAGAGUUCUACAUACCUGAUACAGGAACAGAUGAGAGUUCUACAUACCUGAUACAGGAACAGAUGAGAGUUCUACAUAUCUGAUACAGGAACAGAGGAGAGUUCUACAUACCUGAUACAGGAACAGAAUAGAGUUCUACAUACCUGAUAUAGAACGAGAGGAGAGUUCCACAUACCUGAUAUAUUAACAGAGGAGAGAUCUACAUACCUGAUAUAGAACCAGAUGAGCGUUCUACAUACCUGAUACAGGAACAGAAGAGAGUUCUACAUACCUGAUACAGGAACAGAUGAGAGUUCUACAUACCUGAUAUAGGAACAGAGGAGAGUUCUACAUACCUGAUACAGGAACAGAAGAGAGUUCUACAUACCUGAUAGAGGAACAGAUGAGAAUUAUUCAUACCUGUAAUAGGAACAUAGGAGAGUUCUACAUACCUGAUGUAGCCUGUCAACAAUGAGCUUUACUUUCCCAUAUAACUUGAGCAAAUGCAUUCACUUGAACUGAACUUGUUUUAUUUUUCUUCAACAUUUGUGGGAUGUAACAUGUAUCCUGUGCUAUUUUUAAUGACCGAUCCAUGGCUGUGGUUGUAGCGAAGGGAAUAGGAUACAGUAGCUCUACAACUCUCCACAAUCCGUCCUAAGAAGAAGAAGACAGAGGUGAACUCUUGAUAGUCACCAGGAUGAUAUUUUACAAGAUGACAAAUGGCAACUGGACUGCCCCCAAAGGACACCUGGUGUCUGUGAUUCAAAACACAUGGAUGAGACUGAUGACUGACACUGAAAGACGUAGCAACACCUGAAAAGUGUCAGAAAUUGGGAAUCGAUUCUAUUAUUUAUAUAAUCAAAAUCAAGUGUUGAAAUACAAGCCAUGAUCCAGAAGCACAGAGAAUUCGGGUGAAAUAACUAUUUGACAGUUGCACGACAAGACAUAUUAACAUAUAUAGGACACAUGGAAACAUUUAUGUGACGUAAUGUAGUAAUAGACCUUAUUUGUUUGUGUGGAAUUGUCUCACUGUGAAAAAAAAAAAAACUUCUACAAGAAUGAAUAGGUCACGUGCAUGCUAGUCAUCUUCCCGAGGAUAACAAAUAAUACAAUAGUAUUAUCUCACAAAGUCUUCUCCAAGUACCAAAGCCAUAAAUACCAACCAUAAUGUUUUUCAAUCUCUGAGUUUCCAUUGGUGCCUUAGUUCUAAUACAUGUAGUAGGUGUAUCACGUGUCUGUUCUGAGGAAACACUAGCCGAUCAAUAAAGUUUUUACGAAUUCAACUGCAUGACGGAACUAAGGAGGAAGUGCUAAGGAAGUGCCUGGUUGCAUCCUAAAUGGGAAUCCUAUUCCCUAUGUAGUGCACUACUUUCGACCAGAGCCCUAUGGGUCCUGUACAAAAGUAGUGCACUAUAUAGGGGAUCGGGUAUGUAAGCAUGUAACAGUAGUCUAAAAUGGCUUCCUCCCGUUGUUUCCUUCCAUCGUCACUGACGUUAAAGAACUUGACAAAUUCUUUGUAGGAAUUCUCCGUAUUGCUUUACUGAUGCACUUACAGUACCUUCCUGUCCCUGAUACUACAGUCUACAUUGUCAACUCGGUCAUACGUUGAGAUACCAGCAAUGUUACUAGAAAAACUUAGGGAAUGAAUUUGUGUUAAAUGACAUAUUGAAUAGAAGCGUAAUUAAAGAUCUCUGUCAUCAUACAUUUAAA